Messenger RNA from Ipomoea triloba (trilobed morning glory), 857 nucleotides. RefSeq lists its product as uncharacterized. Bases 55 to 555 code for a protein of 166 amino acids. The record is from RefSeq and is a predicted model, not a curated record. The transcript has 3 exons. Lineage: Eukaryota; Viridiplantae; Streptophyta; Magnoliopsida; Solanales; Convolvulaceae.
UUUUACCAAGAGCGGAGCAGCAAGAAGAGUAGACGGAGAGGCGGCGAGAGAUAGAUGAACUCGUCUUCCGCUUCAUCGCCGCCAAGCCUGUCUAGGCCGGAGAGAGAGGAGCGGCAGAGGUUCUUCGACUCGCUGGCGAAGAAACACUGCUGGGCUAAGGCUGACACGGUGCCCGGCCGCCACCCCGAGCGGUGGCGCAAGGACGCUGCUGGCAACAUAGUCUGCAAACGCUUCUGCAAUUGCCAAGGCUGCCUUUGCUUCGAAUACGAUCACAUUCUCCCCUUCUCCAAAGGAGGUGAAUCAGUGGCUGAGAAUUGCCAGAUUCUUCAAACAAGAGUGAAUAGGCUCAAAUCAGACAAGAGUGAGAUUGACAUUACACAGUUAAAAGGCUACUCCUGUGAUAUCAAGUUCACUGAUAAGGAGCUCGAUAUUAUUGAAAUGGCAGUUUAUGGGGAUAUUGUCAGGCCAGGAAAGCAAUGCCGUUGUAGAACCAUUGAUGAGGUAUUGGGGAAACACAAGCCUAAGGACCACACUGCCCCAUGUACUUUGCCAUAAGGCGUUGAAUCAUUGUAGCAUGUAAGGAUUAGAAAACAAAGCGGUAAAUUUCAUCUUUGAAUGAUUAUUCCGAGGCUCUUGUUCCCAUUCUUUCUUGAAGCAAGAACUGUAGAACUGAUGUUGUAGCAUACAGGUAACUCUUCUUGUUCACCAAGCCUAUUGAGAAAUGGAUGGAGUGAUUAGGAAGGACAAGAUGCUAUUUUUGUUGCUAAAGAAUCAAACUUAUGUAACUUUGAUAUCUGCAUAAUUCCAACUGGUGGAUGAGUAAAUUUAUAAUUACUUUUUCUCAGUUUUCAUUUUAA